Podarcis muralis (Common wall lizard) is the source of this 1476-nucleotide messenger RNA. RefSeq names its product decapping enzyme, scavenger (gene DCPS). Gene Ontology annotation, biological process: deadenylation-dependent decapping of nuclear-transcribed mRNA. NCBI's taxonomy places the organism in Eukaryota, Metazoa, Chordata, Lepidosauria, Squamata, Lacertidae. Gene Ontology annotation, cellular component: nucleus; P-body. The record is from RefSeq and is a predicted model, not a curated record. Gene Ontology annotation, molecular function: hydrolase activity; RNA 7-methylguanosine cap binding.
UGAGCGAGCGCGGGAAGAGUUCGAGACCACAGCGCAUGCGCACCAACCGGUUCUAGAGAAAUGGCGGAGCCCCCUAGCGCUAAGCGAAAGCGUGAGGCGAAAGAUGGAGAGAACGGGGACGCCGAGUCCCAAGGGGAAGGCCCCGGCGCUGGCACCUUCCCCUUGGCUGAAAUCUCCGUGCGCAAAGUGCUUAGGGAGUCUGCGCGCGACAAGACCAUCUUCCUUCACGGGCAGGUGAACAGCGCUUCUGGUGACGGGACAGAUGCUGUGGUGAUUCUGGAGAAGACACCCUUCCAGGAGGAGAACAUAGCUGAACUCCUGAAGAAACACACCAAGCUCCAGCUCCAGAUGUCCAACGACAUCUACAGCACUUACCACCUUUACCUGCCUCCUGAGCUGAACGAGAUAAAAACCACUGUGGUUUACCCAGCAACGGAGAAACACCUUCAGAAAUAUUUGCGUCAGGAACUGUCUCUCAUCCAGGAGACUGGGGAGGAUUACAAAAAAAUUACUCUGCCUUUUAUCGAGUCGCAGAGCUUCAGUAUUCAGUGGGUAUACAACAUCCUGGAGAAGAAGGCCGAGGCUGAUCGAAUAAUCUACGAAAACCCGGAUCCUGCCCAUGGGUUUGUUCUCAUACCAGAUCUUAAGUGGAAUCAAAAGCAGGUAGACGAUUUAUACUUAAUUGCUAUCUGCCACUGCCGGGGAAUCAAGUCACUCAGGGAUCUUACUGCUGAGCACCUGCCUUUGCUGAAGAACAUCUCACGAGAAGGGAAGACCCAGCAGUUUCUACACCAUGGUAUGGAUCUACCGCUUCUCCUGCCUAUGGUCCGCCCUCCCCCCUCUGCUGCCUCCCCAUUUCCUUUCCCUCUGCCACCACUUCUUAGUCUUCUGGGAACAAUUAUUUCUCCCUAGUGAUGAAUUGCCUGCUGCCAGACAAAACUGACAAAAUGAAAUGUGUCUCUCUGGGGCCAGAUGUUGCGCAGAACUCUUCAGAAUUGAGUGGCACCGUGCCGAACAGCUGGCACCCACAUGGAAAUUCUGGAGGAAUUGGCUCAAAGGCUAGGAGAGACCGCAGUCCUGUGCACAUUGAACUCAGGAACAAGCUCUGAGGCUUGCAUUGAAGGAAACAUGGGUAUAGAAUUGAGCUGCGUAGAUCAGCUUUGCAAAAACUAUCCCUUCUCUGCCCACCUAGUGCGUAGGGUGGGCAGGUGAAAAGCAGGACAGAGCUCCUGCCCCUUUAAUUUUAAUUCUCUCUCGCACACAACUAUUAAAGGUGCAGGAGACCUGCCCUCUUUCCCCCCAGCUUUCAUCUGUGCUUUGGAAAUGGCACGUGCAUCACUUAAUUGCUUCAGAAACCAGAGGUUUUUCCCAGCUAAUGGUGUAUUUUAGCAGCAUAUCAUUGAUCAGGUCUUCUGGUUAUUUCCAUGAAUAUAGAAGAUGUUCAACAAGGGUUGGUAGGGGCAUUGUGCUCUUCUG